This is a messenger RNA of Kwoniella shivajii, 1296 nucleotides long. RefSeq lists its product as uncharacterized. The record is from RefSeq and is a predicted model, not a curated record. The transcript has 3 exons. NCBI's taxonomy places the organism in Eukaryota, Fungi, Basidiomycota, Tremellomycetes, Tremellales, Cryptococcaceae. Bases 1 to 1296 code for a protein of 431 amino acids.
AUGAGGGAACCCAUCAUGUCCAUACAUGGCGGUCAAGGUUCUGAUUCAACGCCAUCACGACUGUCCUCCCCGCCUCUAACUCAGCAGCGAAACACCACUUAUCCAUAUUCCGGACCCAACGAAGACAACCGACCAAGUACAACUCCUUCCUUGUGGGACUUACGUCCGCCCAGUGGACCUAUACCACCUAUAUCAUCAAGAAUCACACCGCUAUUACCUGAAUUACCGUCAUUGUCGCAGCCAAGGUUGCAAUCGCAGAUUCAAAGCCAAUACACGCCUGUUCCUCCCAAAUUUCACCCCGAUCCAAACCGACCGCCUCUUUCUGCUCACAGAUUCGUACCUUCAGCUCGUCCAGAAUCACCUCAUCACCCUCAACCUCCUCAACCACCAUCUGUAGAUGCUCUUUCUAGUCAGAUCAUCAUAUUGGAAGAGAAAUUGUUUAGAAUGACUGAACUAGUCAAUAGUGACCGAAUUGAGCAUGUCAGGUACAAUAUGGACUUCACUUCUUAUCUAUUACGAAUGGUAGGCUGGGCAGCGGGCGAUAAGCCUACACCUGAAAUGAGAUCAUUGCAAGAUACUCUACUCCGUCAAAACGCUGACAUGAAGCAAAGAUACGAAGCCUUCAUCGCUUCCAACGCACUGGCUACCAUGGCUAGCGGAAUUUCGAAUACUCGUGAACGAGGAUUUGAAAGGGAAUCAGACGAGAGGCGGGGUCAAUUUAUGAAUGAGCCUCCUAUACCUAGUUCGACAAGGUCGAUUCACGCCACACUACCUACCCCUAGGCUUGCACCAAGUACAAGUGCCCCUGGAAGUAUGACGCCCCUUGUAUCACCAUUAACACGUGACUUCGGCGAAGCACAUGAUUCGUCUCGACCACCUACAGGCAUGACAGUGACCACUUCAGGUGAAGUGUAUCCUUUCCCACCCCCUCCUCUCCCAACGCAUCAGCAAUUGAAACAGCAUGUCAAUUUACCAUUACCAAUAAACCUAUCAAGAUCAUCAAAUCCGAACAUAUCUUACUUCCCUAAUCCGUCUUCUUCGAUAAUUCGACACCAUAACCCUUCCAUCGGAAGCACGACUUCGUCAUCUACGAAUGAAGACCUAAGAAGGGCCCCUAGAGACCUAGGUCAUUCAGAGACCGACGAACCCGAGGACGCGAUUCAUAGCAUCGACAAUACUAGCAGCGUUGCUGCGUCUGUCUCAGAGGCAAAAGGCAAUGCAGCAGCCCGUGGACUGGAUUUAUCCGGUUCACAAGAGUUAAAACCAAGAGGUGGUAUCAGAAAUCUGUUGAAUUAA